UACACCUCAUUACAACCGAAACCGAGGCAUGGCGCUGUUUGCUCUACUGUUUGCGCUUCUGGCCGCUUGGUCAUCUCUGAAGGCUUCAGACGCGCAUGAUGAGCACGGUCCUCCUGUACAGGUGUUGGCCAAUGCCAUCUUAGGCCACUCGGCGUUGUCUUAUCACGAGGACGUUCCUGCAAAGGGAACUAUUUGUGAUGCUCCAUUGGGUUUAUCAUCUGGCUUCAUUUCUUCAAGCCAGAUUUCAUCUACAGUACCUUAUGAUGUCCAUCACGAUAUCAAUGGUGUUCGCCUUCUUCGAACUGUGCAUCCUGUAUUCGCCUAUUGUACCAAAGUAAACGAUGUUAACCAAUGGGUCCAGGUUGAUUUCAAAAAACAAAUGAAAGUUACUGGAGUGGCCACUCAAGGACGAUAUAAAUUUGAACAGUGGGUGAGAAGGUAUUCCAUAUCAUACAGCUCUGAUGGACAAACAUGGCUACCUUACGAAGAAGAUGGAGAAACAAAGGUAUUUCAAGGAAAUGGAGAUCAAAAUGGUGUCGUAAAAAACAAUUUUGCUCUGCCCGUCUUUACUCGAUACAUCAGGUUCAAUCCAAAGGUUUGGUUCGGUCAUAUCUGUUUUCGACUGGAAUUCUAUGGAUGCCAGGAUGUUUGCAAUUCUGGAUUGGGAAUGGUGUCAGGAGCCUUGGAUUCAUCACGUCUAGCCGCUUCCAGUAUUUUCAACGACAUACAUGAUGAACGCGGUUCACGACUUCUCACUACUACUAACGGUGCAAGGUCUUUGUCCACUCUACACGUCAACACCGAUCAGUACCUACAAGUUGAUGUUGGCCUUGUCACUACUGUAACUGCAGUUGCUACUCAAGGAAGAGACGCUUUGGACCAAUGGAUUAAAACAUACUCAUUGAGUCACAGUAAGGACGGAUCUACUUGGUUUGCAUACAAAGAGAAUGGACAAGAAAAGGUAUUUAGUGGCAACAGUGACUUCCGACAAGUAGUGACUCAUCACCUCUCAGUGCCAAUCACUGCUCGGUAUAUUCGAUUUCAUCCCAAAACAUGGAAGGUACAUAUUAGCUUUAGAGUUGAAGUGUUUGGAUGUCCUCGUGAAUGUGACUUUCCACUAGGGAUGACUACUGGAGUACUUGACUCGUAUCAUGUUACAUCAUCAUCCGAUCAUGAUUUCAAUCAUGACCCGAGGAGUGCAAGGCUCUUGACUGACACACUUGUUGGUUCGUGGUCUAGUAAACAGCUUGAUGUUUUCCAAUGGCUGCAAGUUGACUUUGGAAGUUUACGGAAGGUGACGGCUGUUGCAACUCAAGGGCGACUUUGGUUGGACCAAUGGGUCACUAGUUAUCAUGUUAGCUUCAGUAAUGAUGGCCAAAGUUGGACUUUGUAUCAUGAGGCAGGGAAAGAGACUCCUGAGGUGUUUCAGGGAAACACUGAUCGAGACGAAGUUACCAAGAGCGGUUUCUAUCCUCCAGUCAUUGCUAAGUUUGCUCGUGUGCUACCACAAACAUGGGUGGGCCACAUUUCGAUGCGCGUGGAAUUCUACGGUUGCCGUAUCUGAUUGGGUACAGGGCAAAGCAUUCGAGGCAAGUGAUUAGACUUGACAAGUUGCUCUAGUUUACACUCGGCUUUUCCUAGCAGAAAGUCGUACAGCUAAAUGGCAUGUUUGGUUGCACAGCUGAUCGCAUGUUCAGCUUAGAUGUUGGAAAUUAGUUAGUUGAAAGAAUAAGCACAGAUCAGUUG
Corticium candelabrum is the source of this 1746-nucleotide messenger RNA. RefSeq names its product EGF-like repeat and discoidin I-like domain-containing protein 3. The transcript is spliced from 8 exons. Lineage: Eukaryota; Metazoa; Porifera; Homoscleromorpha; Homosclerophorida; Plakinidae. The record is from RefSeq and is a predicted model, not a curated record. Bases 29 to 1564 code for a protein of 511 amino acids.